Molecule: messenger RNA, 674 nt
Organism: Cyphomyrmex costatus
Lineage: Eukaryota; Metazoa; Arthropoda; Insecta; Hymenoptera; Formicidae
Gene: Naa20A
Product: N-alpha-acetyltransferase 20 A
Exons: 6
Coding region: 133-654 (173 amino acids)
Biological process (GO): N-terminal peptidyl-methionine acetylation
Cellular component (GO): NatB complex
Molecular function (GO): protein-N-terminal amino-acid acetyltransferase activity
Source: RefSeq, a predicted model, not a curated record
GGAACCUGGGAACAUGAACAUAGCCUAGCAUGGAACAGUAAAAAUUGUUCGAACUGUUCGUACUAAUCCGUUUUGAACUAAAUUUUAUCGAUAAGUGAAUAAAGUAAAUUAUUUCUUUUACAAUUUUCGAAAAUGACGACACUUAGACCCUUCACGUGCAAUGAUUUGUUCAAAUUUAAUAAUGUGAAUUUGGAUCCACUCACAGAAACAUAUGGACUUUCGUUUUAUAUGCAUUAUCUUUCACAUUGGCCGGAAUACAUUCAAGUGGCAGAAUCUCCAAGUGGUGAAAUUAUGGGUUACAUCAUGGGAAAGGCUGAAGGUCACGGAGAAAAUUGGCAUGGUCAUGUAACAGCCCUUACAGUUUCACCUGAUUAUAGAAGGUUGGGUCUUGCUGCAAUGUUGAUGAAAUAUCUUGAGGACGUAUCAGAAAAGAAACAGGCAUAUUUUGUGGAUCUCUUUGUUAGAGUAAGCAACAAGGUGGCUAUUACAAUGUAUCAACAAUUAGGAUACAUUGUGUAUAGGACAGUAUUAGAAUAUUACAAUGGAGAUCCAGAUGAAGAUGCAUAUGAUAUGAGAAAAGCCUUGUCAAAAGAUGUAAAAAAGAAAUCUAUGAUUCCAUUAACACAUCCUGUAAGACCAGAAGAAGUGGAUUGAAACGUUGGAACUUCUUGUAU